AAAGUACGACGAGCUUCGUGGUUUUUAUAUACAUAAUUCUUUGAAUCACUGACCACAAACCACUUAUCCUCUUUCAGUUUCACGUUGUACUACUCCAAUGGCGAAAACACUCGAGAUUACUCGUGUCUAUCCUUCAACAGAGUCAUCAGAUUCCUUCACCGACUUCUCUCUGCUGUUGACUUUCUUCGAUACCUGCUGGUUCAAGUUCCCUCCGGUUGAGCGUCUCUUCUUCUACUCUCUCCCACAACCAAAACAAACUUUCUUAGACUCAACAAUCCCAAAACUCAAACACGCUCUCUCUCUAACUCUCCAACACUUUCUCCCUCUCGCCGGAAACCUAACUUGGCCUCGAGAUUCCCCCAAGCCCAUCAUUCUCUACACCCCAAAUGACGGCGUUUCUCUCACCGUCGCCGAAUCCAACGCCGCCGAGAAAGAUGAAGACUUUGAUUUCCUCUCCGGUAACCAAGCCCGCAAAGCGGCGUCGUUUCAUCCCCUCGUUCCGAAGCUGAAAGUUUCCGAAACAGGGGCUUCGGUGAUAUCCCUGCAAAUAACUCUGUUUCCGAACAGAGGAUUUUGCAUCGGCUUGGCUUGCCACCACGCCGUUCUCGACGGGAAAUCCACGAUCAUGUUCAUGAAAUCGUGGGCUCAUUUUUGCAGAUCGGAGAAACCGGAUUUACCGCCGGAGCUAACGCCUUUCUACGACCGGUCAGACAUCAACGACCAGCAUGGGCUCGACAUGCUGUACUUAAACAAUUGGCUUUCUUUAUCCAAGAUACCUAAUCCUAAAGAUGACCCAAAUCUGUUCCAGUUUUUCUCCUUUAUGGACGUCCCGUCGGACUUUGUUCGAGUCACUUUUGAGUUAACCAGAGCGGACAUAACAAAACUCCGGCAAAAGGUAUUAUCCACGUGGGAAAAACUAGGACUCACAGAACUCCAUUUAAGCUCCUUUGUUCUCACGUUUGCUCACACUUUAGUGUGCAUGUUGAAACUCAAAGAAACCGACGUCGAAAACCGGGACACAAAAAGAAAGGCCACGACCUUCGGGUUCACGGUGGAUUGCCGGAGCCGUUUGAGGCCUCCGGUGCCGGAGAACUACUUCGGGAACUGCAUCGGGUUUGCGCUGGACUAUAAGGACAAGCGAGGGGUUCUGAAGGAGGAAGACCCGGUAGCCGCCGUGGCCUCGGAGAUUGGCGAGAUGGUAAAGGAGUUUGAGAAAGUCGGUGUGUUGGAAAAGGCGUUGGAGGUCGAACGGAAUUUUUUUACGGUUUUGUCGAAGGAGGUUUUUGUUGUUGGAGUGGCGGGGUCGCCGAGAUUUGGUGUUUACGGCAUCGAUUUCGGGUGGGGAAAGCCACAGAAGGUGGAGAUUGUGUCCAUAGAUAGAACCGGAGCUAUUUCCAUGGCGGAAUCUAGGGAUGGAAGUGGAGGCGUUGAGGUUGGUCUCGUUUUGAAGAAGAGUGAAGUGAAUGUUUUCUCUUCUCUCUUUCUCACCUAGAGACUCAUAUGUCUAAAGUUUGUUU
This is a messenger RNA of Morus notabilis, 1517 nucleotides long. Its product is annotated as phenolic glucoside malonyltransferase 1. NCBI's taxonomy places the organism in Eukaryota, Viridiplantae, Streptophyta, Magnoliopsida, Rosales, Moraceae. The record is from RefSeq and is a predicted model, not a curated record. The transcript has a single exon. Bases 98 to 1492 code for a protein of 464 amino acids.